This is a messenger RNA of Tupaia belangeri chinensis (Chinese tree shrew), 441 nucleotides long. RefSeq names its product interferon-induced transmembrane protein 3. Bases 1 to 441 code for a protein of 146 amino acids. The transcript is spliced from 2 exons. Lineage: Eukaryota; Metazoa; Chordata; Mammalia; Scandentia; Tupaiidae. Gene Ontology annotation, biological process: type I interferon-mediated signaling pathway; response to type II interferon; defense response to virus. The record is from RefSeq and is a predicted model, not a curated record. Gene Ontology annotation, cellular component: plasma membrane.
AUGAACCACACUUUCCAAACCUUCUUCACUUGCGCCAACAUCGGCCCUCCCCCAAACUAUGAGAUGCUCAAGGAAGAGCAUGAGGUAUCUGUGCUGGGGGUGCCCCCACCCAUGGCUCCAGUGACAUCCACUAUGAUCAACAUCUGCAGCAAGAUCUUGGUGCCUGACCAUGUGGUCUGGUCCCUAUUCAACACAGUCUUCAUUAACUGCUGCUGCUUGGGCUUCAUUGCAUUCACCUACUCCGUGAAGUCUAGGGACAGAAAGAUGGUGGGUGAUGUGAUUGGGGCCCAGACCUACGCCUCCACUGCCAAGUGCCUGAACAUCUUCACCCUGGUCCUCGACAUCAUUCUGACCAUCAUGUUCAUCAUUCUUUUCACUGAUGCUCCAGUAAUAAUUGCAGAUAUGAUUCAACUGAUGAAAGAUUCUUUUCAAGGCUUAUAG